Halichondria panicea is the source of this 985-nucleotide messenger RNA. RefSeq lists its product as uncharacterized. The transcript has a single exon. The record is from RefSeq and is a predicted model, not a curated record. Bases 84 to 866 code for a protein of 260 amino acids. NCBI's taxonomy places the organism in Eukaryota, Metazoa, Porifera, Demospongiae, Suberitida, Halichondriidae. Gene Ontology annotation, molecular function: zinc ion binding.
UAUCUUGUAUCCUGUUCAAUAUUAAUAGACACAAAUCUAUUUAUCAUUACCAUUAAUCUAGUAUACAGCUUAAUUUAACUGCCAUGGCUACCAGAUUUGACCCCCCACCUCCCUACACUGGAGAACCAGAGCCUCAAAUCAACGAAUCACUCGAAUCCUGUCCCAACGGCUGUGAUACUGGGGUCCUCACCCACGGACAGCUAAAGGACCAUCUGUUGGACUGCCCCCUACAACUAGUGGAGUGUGAGUUUGCCAGUGCUGGAUGUAACGUGAAGGUUCCUCGAAGAGAUCUGGCGGGUCACAUGACAGAGAGUGUCCAACACCACCUCCUAACAGCCACCCUCCUCAACCUGAGACUCACGAGAGAGCUACAUGACCAAAAAGACAAGCAGAUAUCCGAGCUACAGCAUACGAUUGCUAACAUGGACACUCACUUGAAGCUACUAACUCCAUCAUCUACAAAUGGCUACAUUUGUCACGAUAUCAUUAUGAGUGAUGUCAAGCAAUUCCUAGCCUCAGGAAAUUGGACCAGUGACACCUUCAUGGACCAAUGUGAAGCAAUGGAGUUCAAGCUGGUCAUUGGUAUAAAAAAGCUUAAGAAAGAGUCAAACCUAACAGCAUCGCUAGCUGUUUGUAGAGACAACAAACAAAGAGUCCGCCUCGGUUUUUAUUUUAAAGCCAAUUUGAUCAUAAAGAUUCUCAGUCAUACACAGGAAAGGGAUCCAUUUGUUGUGUCUUGGGGGAGCAUAAAUGGACGACUGCCCUCGUGUGAUAAGCUCCUCCCCCUGGACGAGCUACUUGCCAAGAACACACCGUACAUCAAAGACAAUAGACUACAUUUCCAGCUCUACUUGAAGACUAAAUGAAAACUUGCGCAAUAUGAUAGUAUUUUGUAGCUAGUACACAAACAUUUUGUACUGUAUGAAAAGACACGUAUACGAGCUGAGAGAGCUAGACUAUGUAUAUUAGAUAUGUGUCCAAAUGA